Messenger RNA from Rhopilema esculentum, 794 nucleotides. Lineage: Eukaryota; Metazoa; Cnidaria; Scyphozoa; Rhizostomeae; Rhizostomatidae. The record is from RefSeq and is a predicted model, not a curated record.
UUCAUUUAUACUGCGCUAAGAAUAUCAUCUUCCUUGUACAUAGUAAAUUUAUCUUUUUACCUGCAUUUUUUCCGUAUCGGCAACAGGCAGAAGAACUUAGUGCUGCUAAUAUUCGCAUCGGAUUACUGGAAAAGCGAGCAGACAAUGCUGCAAACGACGCGGAUGCAAAGGUUGAAGCUGUGAACAAGAAAUAUGAUAAUGCCUCCAACGAACACGCUCAGAAAACAAAAGAAUACGAAGAGACAUUAGAUUGUUUACAAGCCGAUAUUGUUAGCCUUGAAAAGGAGAACCAAGAUCUCAAGAAAAGGCUAGAUGCAUAUUCUAAGAAAACCUUGUUAACUGAUAUUGCGAGACAGGCUCAAGGUGGCUCUGGAAUUGCCAGUCUAGUUGGCUCGCCAACAAAAUCCGGAGGAAUGGGAAAAGGUUCUGUUCAAGUGAUCAUCAAAGAUUCUCCGGUUAUUCUUGCACAGCUUGAAUCGUUGAAGACUGCACUAAGCCAGGUUCGUGCAGAAAACAUCCGUUUGAAAGCAAAGAAGCUAAAGGAUGAGUUAGCUGCCCUCCCAAAGAUUUAUUCACCCCCUGCUUGUGAUGAAUCUCAUCGAGCAGAGGACUCAGAUUCCAACAAAACGCCUGUGACAUUCAAAACAGUAACAAAAGACACUACGACUCUCCUUAAUGUAAGUUUCCUAGUUUUUGAAUUAUUAAUAGAUUUUUCCUGUUUAGCAUUAUUUAGAAAGAAAGCAAAAUUUAUAGUACCUGGAAUCACGUAAAAUUUCCUAUUGAAAUAUGUGUUG